CGGGAUUCCCUACAUAGAUGCGCGCGCGCGAGAGAGAGUUUGCGAUGCGCGAGUCAAGUCAUCAUCAUCGUCAUCAGCGCUCGCGAUCGCAGGUAACUAAACCCAUCUCGGCCUUCUGUUCUGUUCUGAACUGAACUGAUCCCAUCCACCCGGUCGGCGAUCAGUAGCAAGCAGUCCAGUCGGGUUCGCGAAGCCAAACGGAGCUGAUAUUACUCGAUCGUGCGUGCUGCCAGUAGUAAUUCCAGUUAUAGUGUGUAUGAGUGUUGAUCUUAUUGGGGAAGCGUUUAUCGAUAUUCUACGUAGAACUGCAUUGUGGGAGCCCAAUGGUGCUCUCUAGUCGCUGACUAUUUGCAAUUUUUGAGGAACAAUGAGGUUACUGGAGAGUAGCUGCCUUUUGCUACUUAUUGUGACGAUAGCGGUGCAUGGCCAACAAACAUGUAUCGGGCCGGACGGAAAAGCCGGGAACUGUAUACUGCUGCGAUCGUGUGAUUCCUUGUUCACUCUGAUUAAGAAGAAGCCUCUACUAGCGGAGGAUCGUGUAUACCUGAGCCAGAGUCAGUGCGGAUGGUCUCGGGAGGAGAAUCACCCACUGGUAUGCUGCAGUGAUCCUCUGGAGACUCCGGUGCGAGUUGGCGAGUCCUUACUGCCGCCGGUUGGAGUGUGUGGUGUACAGACCAGUGAUCGCAUCGUUGGAGGAGUCAACACAAAGAUCGAUGAAUUCCCCUGGCUGGCGCUGCUUAAGUAUGCCAAACCGAACAACGUAUUUGGAUUUCAUUGUGGAGGAGUGCUCAUCAACAAUCGUUACGUAUUGACAGCGUCGCACUGUGUCAAUGGCAAGGAUAUUCCAACGACUUGGAAUCUUGCCGAAGUCCGUCUUGGAGAGUGGGACACAUCGACCGAUCAGGAUUGCGAAGGUGUCGGAGUUGACGUGGAUUGCUCGCCUGAUCCAAUCGACGUAGUAAUCGAGAGGAAGAUACCGCACCCAGACUACAACCCUCAAACCCUAGAGCAAUUCAACGACAUCGCCUUGCUCCGAUUGGAGCAACGCGUCGAGUACACCGACUUCAUCAAGCCGAUCUGUUUGCCCCGGACGCCCGAACUGAAGGCACGGGAAACCGUUGGCCAGAAGUUCCAGGUCGCCGGAUGGGGAAGGACGGCCACGGCACGGUUCAGCACCGUCAAACAGAAAGUCGGCGUCGACGGCAUUGCCCUGGGCAAGUGUAACUCGGUGUAUCAGCAGGAGCGCGUUACCCUGAUCGAACGUCAACUGUGCGCUGGAGGACAAGCGGGCAAGGACUCCUGCCAGGGCGAUUCCGGUGGCCCACUGAUGGGAGUGGCCACGAACGCCAACGUGCAGUUCUGGUACCUGGUGGGGUUGGUCUCGUUUGGACCGACGCCAUGCGGACAGGAAGGAUGGCCCGGAGUGUAUACCAAUGUGGCGAAGUAUGUGGACUGGAUCGAGGCAACGCUGGAGCAGUGAGACGCGAUUUGUGAGAUUUUAGAUAACUAUUACGAACAACAAUAAAGCUGACGUGAUUAUUCCAAUA
This is a messenger RNA of Aedes albopictus (Asian tiger mosquito), 1547 nucleotides long. Its product is annotated as serine protease easter. Bases 368 to 1480 code for a protein of 370 amino acids. Lineage: Eukaryota; Metazoa; Arthropoda; Insecta; Diptera; Culicidae. Gene Ontology annotation, biological process: proteolysis. The record is from RefSeq and is a predicted model, not a curated record. The transcript is spliced from 4 exons. Gene Ontology annotation, molecular function: serine-type endopeptidase activity.